AUGGAAUCCUCUGCAGGGCCUGGGACGCCUUUGCCCAAAUACUGCAGUGUGGCCACGACCCUGAAGUCCCCUUCCAGGACUGGCGCUGCUCCUCCCUGGGGACUCUCCUUCACCUGCCCCUUUGCCACCCAAGCACCCUGGCUCAGCCGGCACAACCCGCUCUCCAGAUAUGCAUCUUACCACCCGUGUCUCCACAUUGCUGACUCAGCAUGGCAGGGGCCUGGCUGGUUGGGAAGAGUUGGAGAUGCUGCUGACACAUGGGUCCUGGCAAGAAGGGGACCAGAUGGCUUUUAUUACUGGGCUCAGAUAAAGGCUGCUCCAGAGCUGGAGAGACGGGGGGCCCUGCUUGUGGAAUUUGAGGUUCCCCUCGUCACAGACCCGAAGCGGCCAGCCCAGCGGCAGAACGUGGUCUUAGAAGAUGAUGUCAUUCAGUUCUUGCCAUCCACGGAAUGCUCACUGCGACCUGGGGACACGGUGCUUGCCCCCUGGGAGCCAGACCGACAGCGGUAUGGCCCUGGCACCGUUCUCUUGGCCUCGGAGGCAAGAGACCCCCAGAGAGCCUCAAAAGAAGGAGAAAUUACUGUUCACUUCUGGAAUGGCAAGACAGCUAGCGUGCCUCGAGGCGGGGUCAGGUGGGUGCCCCCCGCUGUCUGGAAGAAGGCUGGGGGGAGGCUGCACAAGCCUUCAAUCAAGGAGCACGCCGGCGCCCUCCUCUGGGCCCCUUGCUGCUCUCCGCGCGGACCGGCUGCAGGAUGGGUCACCAACGGGCUUUCUCCGGGCACUCCGUUCCUGUGUCCUCCCUGCGUCCCCCAGGCCUGCUGCCAACUGCUGGGCCAGGGCUGCCUCUGCCCUUGCCCCUUGGCUGGACCUACCUGGUGGCCUCUAACCAGGGCCAAAGAACAUCCAGAGGUAGAACUGAAGCCCACAGCACCACGUUUGCCCCUAGAGGGUCCUAAAGAAGAGGAAGGAGCAGUGCAAGCUCCCCUGGGGGUUUCUUCUUCUUCUUCUUCCUCUUCUUCCGAAGAGGAUUUGGAGAAUGAUCUGCAGAUUGGCCUCCCCCAGAGGCUGAUGGUGGACAGCACGGUCAACACAGACCCCAUCCUCCUUGAGAAGUCUCCGAGGAGGCAGGGUGGCCUCUGCCAGCCCGAGUGGAGGUAUUGGAGGAGAAACGGGUCCAAGCUGCAACCUGGGAAGCCAGGAACAAGACAUGGAACCAUCUGGAGAGAAAAGAGGGGCAACAAACAACAAAGGGUACAGAGUGUAGUGCUGGGGAAUACGAAGGAGCUGGUCCUGGAAGCAAGCGGCGUGAAGCCACCACAGAUCCUGCCAGAGGACGGUGAACACAGAGAAUGGAGUCCGGGAACAGCGACCCACCAGAGGGACCAAAAUGCCCUCAGACUGAAAGCCCCGAGGAGCCAGGAAGCUAAAAGAGCAGUGGUGGUAACUACCUGA
Neomonachus schauinslandi (Hawaiian monk seal) is the source of this 1452-nucleotide messenger RNA. RefSeq names its product chromosome 11 C11orf16 homolog (gene C11H11orf16). The transcript is spliced from 6 exons. NCBI's taxonomy places the organism in Eukaryota, Metazoa, Chordata, Mammalia, Carnivora, Phocidae. The coding region runs from base 1 to 1452 and encodes 483 amino acids. The record is from RefSeq and is a predicted model, not a curated record.